UCACGUUAGCAAAGGCACGCUAACGUGGAGAGAAGAGCGAGUGCGAUUAAAGUGCGAGUCUGUGGCAGGAGUCAGGACAGCGAUACGAAACUCGUUCGGCACCCCUGUGCCUGCUUCCUGCCUGUGGAGGGCAGCAUCUCAUAUCACAGCCGUGAUUACUCAUCGCGCAGCCGGAAGCUCAUGAGCAGAAGACGAAGAAGAGUACCAGCUAAAAUCCUAAAUCGUGUCAGUGAGGGGCCAAGACAGCACGCGAGACACACCGAAAUAGUUACUUUGACAAUGCUUCCACUAUCUCUGCUGAAAACGGCCCAAAACCAUCCUAUGCUGGUGGAGCUGAAGAACGGAGAGACGUACAAUGGUCACCUGGUUAGCUGUGACAACUGGAUGAACAUCAACCUGAGAGAAGUCAUUUGCACCUCAAGGGAUGGAGAUAAGUUCUGGAGGAUGCCCGAGUGCUACAUCAGAGGAAGCACCAUCAAGUACCUGCGAAUCCCCGAUGAAAUCAUUGACAUGGUGAAGGAGGAGGUGGUGUCUAAGGGACGGGGACGUGGAGGCCCCCAGCAGAACAAACAGCAGGGAAAAGGAAGAGGAGGAGGACAGGGAGGACAGGGAGGAGGAGGAGCUGGCCGAGGUCUGUUUGGCGGCCGUGGCAGAGGAAUGUCUGGUCCCAGUCGGGGCCAGCAGCAGCAGCUGCAGCUGCAGCCGCAGGAUAAGAAAACGGGCAAACCGCAGGGAAUGAAAAACCAGCACUGACGGACAACAUUACACCUUGAAGAAUACAUCCUGUUAUUCAGAGCGAUUUCUCCUUAAAAGAUAAAAAUUAACUCUCCUUCCGCUGUGAUUGUCUGGACUGACCAUCGCAGAAAUCACAACGGGAGACGUUAAGAGAAGCUGUGCUUUUGCACCAAAUUUUGUUUUUUAGCGUCAGUAAGUUGGUAUUAACAUUUUUUUUGGUUUUUUUUAGCAUGGCCCCAUGCCAGUGUAUCAGCCACAUCUGACAGACUCCGUCUUUAGUAUACUUUGAUAAUGUGUUAUUACAACUUUGCAAGAACAUUUUGUGUCAUAAAUCCCAUUGUACUAUCCAAAAACAGUUGGUACACUGGAAUGAGGUUUUUAUUUUUUAUUUUUUUUGUCAACUUGUCUCCUCUGGUGUAUAUUUCAAGGUAAAGACAUUUGCCCAGCCCCAAAUCUUGCAUCAAUAUUUUUUUUAACUUUAGCUCUUUAUUUGUGUGGUGUUUGCGACGUUCUGUAGUUGGUCUGCUGUGCCGGAUGGUUUGAUCAUGACAGGUGGACCAGUAGACUGGCAGUUAAUGGGGAUGAGAUUUCAGUCCCUGAAAAUGAACACUUUUGUUAAAGCAUUUCUAAGAUGACACAUUAUGAUCAUUAGGAUUUCCAGAAAAAAAUAUUCUCACAUUCUUAAAUCUGAAAGGAAAAAGUUCAAUGGGUUUUGUUGGUUGGGUUUCAUUUUAUUUUUGCAACAAAAGAUGGUGUAAUUUAUGAACAUGAGAAUAAAAUAACUUUUGUUAAA
Cyclopterus lumpus (lumpfish) is the source of this 1528-nucleotide messenger RNA. RefSeq names its product LSM4 homolog, U6 small nuclear RNA and mRNA degradation associated (gene lsm4). Gene Ontology annotation, molecular function: U6 snRNA binding. NCBI's taxonomy places the organism in Eukaryota, Metazoa, Chordata, Actinopteri, Perciformes, Cyclopteridae. The record is from RefSeq and is a predicted model, not a curated record. The coding region runs from base 181 to 753 and encodes 190 amino acids. Gene Ontology annotation, cellular component: U6 snRNP; P-body; spliceosomal tri-snRNP complex. Gene Ontology annotation, biological process: nuclear-transcribed mRNA catabolic process; mRNA splicing, via spliceosome; spliceosomal snRNP assembly. The transcript has 6 exons.